Messenger RNA from Cicer arietinum (chickpea), 2747 nucleotides. Its product is annotated as peptide-N(4)-(N-acetyl-beta-glucosaminyl)asparagine amidase. The record is from RefSeq and is a predicted model, not a curated record. Lineage: Eukaryota; Viridiplantae; Streptophyta; Magnoliopsida; Fabales; Fabaceae.
UGUGUUUUCUUGUAAUAGAUUUGGUCUCUCCAACUAUGUUAUUUGUAUUUCUCUUUGAUCCAAUCCAUCAUCCAUCAUUUAAUCGAUUAUGAUGUGUCAGCAAAUUAAACUCUCAGAAUAAUACGUUCAAUUGACCAAUCGAUAUAAAUCAUCAUGCAAUCUUACAUGUAACUUGUCGUGCCACGUAUUUGUAUUCCCUUUCAAAUUUCUCAAAACUGCUGAGAAAAAUUACUACAUUGAAAUUCGAGGUUCAACAGAAAGUGGAAGAAAAAUAAAAAAUGGUGUGUCGCAGAUUCCAAGUGCUUCACAAUGACUCCAACUUUGAUCUCGAAUACGACACCGAUGAUGGCUUCGAAGUUCUUCAAUUUCAGCUUUACUCUCUUACUUCUGUUCCACCUGAUCAGCAAAAGAUUUAUGGAGAUGAACCUGAUACCCCAAUUGCUAUUGACUCUGAUCUCGCAACAAUUUCUGACAAACUUAGACUUGUAUCCAUCGAUGAACCUCAACAAUCCGAAUUAAACUCGACUAAUUUCUUGAAAUCUGAUGAGGAAUUGGCUAGGCUCUUACAGGCAGAAGAGGAAGCACUGAUGUUGCAGCAGUAUGUUGCUAGUGAAGAUACUCACCAAUUUGAGGGUACAGUACGGCCUUACGUUGAUAAAAUCCUCAUGUAUGAAGAUGAAAAGCGCCAGGAGGCUGCUCGGAAGACUGUUCCUGUCGAAGAGCUUGAGGAGAAAGCAUUGGUUUCUUUGGCCAAAGAGGGGAACUUCAAUCCAUCAAAAAUAGAACAAGAUCAUGCUUUCCUGCUGCAGCUGCUUUUCUGGUUCAAACAAUCCUUCAGAUGGGUGAAUUCACCAUCUUGUCGUGAUUGUGGCAACGAAACUGUAGGCCAGGGUAUGACUGCUCCACUUCCUUCUGAGACUCUUUAUGGAGCUUCCAGGGUUGAACUUUAUCGCUGCACUGUUUGCUCCAGACUGACUCGCUUCCCUCGGUACAAUGAUCCAAAAAAGCUUGUGGAAACAAGGGAAGGCCGCUGUGGAGAAUGGGCCAAUUGCUUCACGCUUUAUUGUCGAGCUUUUGGCUAUGAGUCACGUCUGAUCGUGGACUUUACGGACCAUGUUUGGACGGAGUGCUUCUCUCAAUUCCUAGGAAGAUGGAUGCAUCUUGACCCAUGUGAAGCAAUCUAUGACAAGCCAUUAUUAUAUGAAAGAGGGUGGAACAAGAAAUUGAAUUAUGCUAUUGCCAUAGCAAAAGACGGAGCUUAUGAUGUCACCAAACGAUACACAAGGAAGUGGCAUGAGGUCCUAUCUCGACGUACUAUGCUUACAGAGCCUUCUUUGUCAUCUGUACUCACUAAUAUAACCAACGAAUGUCGAAGAGGCUUUGCGUCACAACUACUUUCAACAAUUGAAGCUCGUGAUACAGAAGAAAACCAACAACUUGAGAGGAAUUUGCAUUCUGAAGAUGACGAGUCCGUCUUGUUACCUGGAAGAAGAAGUGGGAACGAGCAAUGGCGCAAAUCCAGAUCUGAAUUGGGUUCUGAUAACCUAAGUUCUUCUGCUUGCCCAGUUCGUUUGUGCGUAGAUGAGCAUGUGACUAAGAUUUAUAAUGCAUUUUGUCCUAUACUUCAUCAUUUUAUCAAUGAAGAACUAACAAAAUCCGAAGCUGUUGAAGUACUUGGGAUUACUAAAGGACUUCUCUCGGAUCUUCGCCGUUCUCCUUUUAAAUCAAGAAGGGUCUCCAUUGAUUCAGUUCUAAACAACCCAAAAUUUCAGAAACUUUUGCCAUCUUUUGAUAAUUUACUUGAUGCUCUUUCGCUGGAGAAAAAAGUGAAUACUGAUGGGAGGGUUGAAAUUUGUAUGGCUGGUAACCCUGUAGUAACUUCUUUAGCAUUGCCCGUUGUGCUAGAUGCUCUUGAUGACGUGGUUCAAAAUCUUAACAAGUGUGAAAACUAUGGGAAAGAUAUGUUUUCAUUUCCACUUCUGAAGUCAAAUCGAUUACAUUCCGGUUCAGUCAUUGCAAGUGCAGAGGAGUUGCCUUUGGGGAUUGUAACAUCAGCAUUUGAUGGAACUCGAAUAUCAAAAUGGGAAGAACCAAAUGGAGCAAAAGGUGGUUGGAUCGUGUAUAGAACAUUUAAUAACAAGAGUUUUGAGCUUGUGGCAUAUGAAUUGAUGUCAGCCAAUGAUGCCCCAGAAAGGGAUCCGAUGGACUGGAUUCUUGAAGGGAGCAAUGACGAGGGAAUCAGUUGGCAAGUUUUGGACAAGCAAAACUCUCAAUUCUUCAAAGACCGUUUCCAACGUAGAACAUACAUGAUCAACUCAGCAAGUUUUCCAUCUAAUAUUUUCAGGUUCAGGUUUGUGGCUGUCAAAGACAUUCAAUCUACUUCCCGGCUGCAAAUUGGUAGCAUUGACCUCUACGCCAAAACAUUAUGAAAUAUAGGUAAGAUUGUGAGCAGAAUGGAACAUUUCCUUUUAAUUUUUUAUGAAAAAUUGAGCAAAUAUUUGUCAAAAUUUCUUUUCAAUAUAAGAAAUGUAAAUUUACUGUCAUUACCUUAAAAGGAAGCAUCGCCUUGAAGGAAUAUUCCGUUAUUACUUAUAUAUGUGUGGACCUCAUUAAUAUUUAAUUUGUUUUGCUAGCUUGCCCGGUAACACUGGGGUUUGGAAUAAGACAAUGUUGUUAGAUUAGGAUAUAUACCCCAUUAGAUUUUCAUUUUGUAUAUGUGCAAUAAACUUUUUAACGUUUGUCUUGAA